GCCGCAGCUCGGCCUUUCUUGCCUGGCUAUUUUCAGCUCUCGUAUAAUAGAGGCUUAAACGGUCUAGCUUAAGACGACAACGAUGGGAUGGAUUGGGACGGAUUGGGGCCUUCCGCCGGCUUCAUCAUCUCUUAAAAGCUGAAGCCGACCAUCCAUUCCCUGAUUUAGUCACUCUUUCCUUCUCAGUUUCUCUUCACCGGUCUCUCGUUCUUCUGUUUGCUGUCCUCUCUGGCUUCAACUGUCAGGUGGACGAGCCGACCGACGGUCCUUUCCGCCUCAUUUUCUUUCUUAUUCAGACACACACUCGCUUGCCACAAUGCCUCGCUUACCGUCUCUCGUUUCGCUUCUGUUGUUUUCGCGCUCCUUUCUUCCCGGUGUGUCGGCUGAAGGGACCGAGGUGGUGACAUGCGCGACAUCCACGCCCAAUCCCCUUGCAAAUCCGUCAUUUGAAAGUGGUAUCACCGGCUGGGGAUUUGCCUCGGGAACCACUGGCAAUGUUAUCUCAGGCGAUGCAGCUGACGGCUCUCUAUAUUGAGACGAGUGCGACCAGCACAUCGGUAACGGUCUUUCUAUAUCAGAGAAGUAGCUCGUUCAUUACGAAUGGCCAAUAUACCGGAUCAUUCCAAUAUCGCAUCAAGCCGACUUCCUCUCACGCCAGUAUGACUUGCUAUAUCAAGGCGUACAUUGACUCUUUCACCACCGCCGGCCUCGUCGGAAGUGCUACCGUGUCUGUCUCUUCAAGCACCGUUGGUUGGGAUACCCUCUCGUUCAGCUAUACUCCUACCACCGCCGGAACACACACCUUUGAGAUCUAUGGCUAUUGUACCGGCGCCACCCAGUAUGCUGGAGCCGCUAUCGAUUUGGACAAUGUGCAAUUUGUUGGACCUGCGGUCACCUCAUGUUCGACCCAGACCAUCACGAUUACCCCUACGCAACUCCCAACAUCCACCGUGAUUCCAACCACCACUUCAAUUCAGACAUCCUCCUUGCAAGUGCCAUCUCCAUCUGUGCUCUCAUCGUCGAUGGUUACUUCCCCCACGCCAUCGGCUGUGACACCAGUGGUGAUUACCAGCAGCAGCACACCCUCGUCGCAGGUCUCUGUGAUUGUGCCUUCUCUUAGCACUGCUUCUUCGCCCAGCGCUGCUGCUCCAUCUAGUGCUGCUAUUCCGAGAAUCAGCUCUUCAUCCGCCGCCGUCAGCUCUCUGACUCAACGUCCUUCUACCCCUGCCGCCUCUCCUUUCUCGACUAUUGCAGUCUCGGUUCCUUCUUCAAGCGGAGCAGUGACUCUGUCUGUUUCUUCGUCCCCUGUGUCUGCAUUGACCUCUCAGAUUGCUGUUUCUGCACCCAGCUCUGUGGCUGUUAUUUCCCCAGUCUCUUCCGCUUCUCCAGUCAUUCCUUCUUCAUCCGUUGCAGUUAUUGCAUCUUCCAGCAGCGGUGUCGUCGCUUCUGGCGCUCCCUCCACAAGAAGAACAAUCUACGUCACUGAGACUAUGACCGUCUCGGAAACAAUUUGCUCCACAAGAGCGUCUCAAACUCAACCAACUGCCAUCGUGACAACCACUGGAACUUCUGACCAAGGCGGCUCGAGCGGAACCGAGGGCGGAAGCACUACAUCAACCAUUCUCAGCACUCGCACUGCAACCAUCACCGCUUGCCCAUCGAGUGUGUCGGACUGUCCUGCCUCUGCAAAGAGUACUUUUGUGACAACCGAGACUUUGGUGGUCUCUACAACUAUCUGCCCUGUCACAAUGACCCAGACUCAACCUACCACUGGUGCCUCGCUUACAGGAGGAUCCAACACCGGUCUGCCCGGCGGUGAAAACGGCCGAAGCACUACCUCGACUGUCUUCAGUACUCGUACUGCCACCAUCACGGCGUGCCCUUCCACCGUCCCCAACUGCCCCGCUUCCGCAAAGAGCACCUUUGUUACUACCGAGACUCUGGUCGUCUCAACGACUGUGUGCCCCGUGACUGCUUCUGCCACGGCCCAUGGCACUAGUGGUGUUUCCACAGCCACAGCCCUUCCGACAGCCAGCAAUGGAUCGACUUCUGGCUCCAGUGCGGCUUCUGGCUCCUCAUCUGGGCCUGGCGUUGUCUCGGGCUCGGGCUCUACUACUGGCUCCAACUCUGGGUCCGAUUUGGGUGUUUCUUCUGACACUGGUACUAGCAAGCCUAGUGGUUCUAAUGCUGGUUCCUCUACUGGCUCUUCUGCCGGAACCAGCUCCGGCUCCGGCGCCACCUCUGGUAACAGCACCGCUGGCACUAGCUCUGGCAGCAGCUCUUCUAUCGGCUCUACCUCUGGUAAUAGCUCUGCUGGCACUAGCUCCGGCAGUGGCUCUGCUUCCACCGGCUCUAGCUCUGGCAAUGGUUCUUCUGCUGGCUCCAGCUCGGGCAAUGGCUCUGCUUCCACCGGCUCUAGCUCCGACAGUGGCUCUUCUUCCGCCGGCUCCAGCUCUGGCAAUGGUUCUUCUGCUGGCUCUAGCUCCGGCAGUGGCUCUGCUUCCGCCAGCUCUAGCUCUGGCAAUGGCUCGCCUGCUGGCUCUAGCUCCGGCAGUGGCUCUGCUUCCGCCAGCUCUAGCUCUGGCAAUGGCUCGCCUGCUGGCUCUAGCUCCGGCUCUGUCUCCAGCUCUACCUCUGGUAGCAGCUCCACUACUGGCUCCAGCUCGGGCAAUGGCUCUGCUUCCACCGGCUCAAGCUCCGGCAGUGGCUCUUCUUCCACCAGCUCUAGCUUCGGCAAUGGCUCUGCUUCCGCCGGCUCUAGCUCUGGCAAUGGUUCUUCCGCCGGCUCUAGCUCUGGUAGUGGCUCUUCCGCCGGCUCUGGCAAUGGCUCUUCUGCCGGUUCUAGCUCUGGCUCUACCUCUACCACCGGCUCCGAUAAUGAAUCUGCUUCCGGUGCUAGUGCUGCUUCUAAUUCUGGUUCUGCCUCUGGCAAUGGCUCUUCUUCCGGUGCUAGUACUACCUCUGGAUCUGCCUCUGGAUCUGCCUCUGGAUCUGCCUCUGGAUCUGCCUCUGGAUCUGCCUCUGGAUCUAGCUCUGAUACUGCUCCUGUCACUGUCAGUGGUGUCUCGCCAGUGUCUGAGUCUGGAGACCAUACUGGAAGUGAAUCUGAGCAGGAGGGAACCACCUACAAGGCACCUAGCUCAGCUAACUCUCAGACCAUUGGUGCUGCUGGGGGCAAGAACAUUUCUGCUCCUGCCUCGUCUAGUACUGGCUUCCAAAGGAUCUACAGCAGCACCCCGACGGCUGCGUCUUCCACUGCUCAGGUGACCGCAGUCUCAACGGCGUCUAGUGCAGCUGGUGCUCUUUUCACCGGUGCGGCUUCCGCCAUGCACAUGACAAAUGGGCAAAUGAUUGGAUCCCUUGCCGGUGGCUUGGUCUCUAUGCUCCUCAUGUUUGUCUAAGGAGCACGCCACUAUGUAGCCCAGACACUUUUAUCAGUAACUGGCUCUCCGAGACCAGACACCUUUGCCUGUCAUCGUCUGCUUGUUCAUACUUACUAUAAUAAUCUUUGUACAAAGAUGAAUGUAUAUUCAUGUUAUGAAAUAAUAUCUCCUAAUGAAGCGAU
This is a messenger RNA of Aspergillus aculeatinus CBS 121060, 3565 nucleotides long. RefSeq lists its product as uncharacterized. NCBI's taxonomy places the organism in Eukaryota, Fungi, Ascomycota, Eurotiomycetes, Eurotiales, Aspergillaceae. Bases 495 to 3401 code for a protein of 968 amino acids. The transcript is spliced from 2 exons. The record is from RefSeq and is a predicted model, not a curated record.